AUGGAUGCUGCGAUUGGAAGAAUUGAGCAAGCGUGUCAGCAAUUUACACAUCCAGGGACUAGGCAGCAAGGCGAGAAUGAAUUAUUGGCUAUGAAUGAGGCACUGUCCCCAAAUGAGAUACCUUUGUUGACGAUUGCAGUACUUGAGAACUCGCAGGAAUAUUACGCACACUUUCAUCUCCUUACGCUGCUCAUAACCACUAUCAGCCCAAAUUCAAGUCCCGAGAUCAGUCAAUGUCUUCUCAGUUACAUUCUCAGCGAUAGAGCAGUACCAGUAUACGUUUCAGUAAAGGCGCAUUUAGCCCUCGUUAAAGCUACCAGCCUAGAAAACUUGGUCGUCAUUCUCAAUAACAUCAGACAAUCUUCACCUUCAGCAGCUGUCGGUAUAUCCCGCGCGAUCCUGGAAGAGCAAAAUAUUAAUCUUGAUGAAGACAAUGAGCUUCAAACUAAGUCAUUUGAGGACAACGUUCUUCCCGUCCUCUCAAACAUCGUAUUACACAGCCUCACCUACAGUCACGACCACAAUGUCAUCAAGUAUACCAUACCAGCAUUAGAGGCGCUUUUACUUUAUCGAAACGACCAAAAAGAUUUCAUUUACAACACUGCGACUGACUCAAUGCACAUCAGCGUCCUUAUUCAACUAGCCAGUCCUCAAGUGCUUCAUCUGAUCCUGUCUGUAAACACUUUUGACAACGAAACACUUGGUUUUAUGAUGAAGAAAGUUUUGAACGCCAUCUUCAGCAGCAGUCACCCACAAGACAAAGAUGGAUGGUCUCUCAGCCUUGUGCAUUACCUUGAAAAUGCCGAAUGUAUGGACAUUUGUACGAAGCUCUCAUGCCAUAAGUCUCUGCUCCAAUCUCGCAAUCUAAACGUUAUUCUCGAACAGAAAGGCGAGGAAUAUGUACAGAAGUUGUUCCAACUUGGAAGUGCUUCUCUAUCACAAGGAGCUGAAGCGUUUGCAGAUUUUUUGGCGUGCUGGCUAUCCAUCUUAGCCAGUUUGGAAAGUAACAGGAUCAUCAUACCAAUAGAAAUGUGCACCCUGAUAGCCAAAGGAUGGCUGGAAAAUAAAGCAUCACCCUUGGAUAAUUCACAGGAAGUUUUCGAAGAAGAAUUAGAUGACAUUGAAACAGAAAUGAAAGUCAUCUUGGAUCCUUUAGCUCAACUGAGCAGAAUGGAAUCACUGCCAAUUUUGGAUAACGUCACUGAAAAGCUGAACAUGUACAAUAUGCUUAUCGAAACGUCAGGCUUUCUGUCAGACUGCAACUACGAUAGAUUACAAACGCUAGUUUUAUUUGCCGGAUCGAUAAUAGCUGACGAGGGCAUCGGAGAAACACCAUUGAUUCCAACUCAAAUCAUAUCCAGUGAACAAACAGUUUCUGCUUUGUCAAUGCUUGUGAGAAGUUUGGCAAAAUUGACUACCUUAUUUUCAAGUGAUAUGGGUCUCUCACCUAACGUGUCUGGCAUCAUUUGGAAGUGUUUCUGGGCAAGAUAUCUGCGAACCUAUGGACUGAUAGAUUGCUUGUCGCUUCCGCCACUACAAGCGUUGAAUAAUGUAGGGUUUUACGUUGAAUUUCAAAAGGUUAUCGAACAUUCUUUACUAAAAUGGAAAUCUGAAGAGGAAGUGGUAGAAGGAUUAGCUGAUACGAUUGAAAGUCUUCCCACAUUACCUGCAUUAAUCAAUUUUGGCAGCAUAAUUGAUAUUGUCUUAUCGAACAUGCACGAUUGGCCGUACAAGCUGGACAAAAAGCUAGUUAAGAGUUGUGGAACGUACAUCAGUAAGAUGGAUAGGAAAGCUGAACAGACCAGCCAGUACAAGUCUCGUAUCUUCUAUUUCAUAAGCGUUAUGCUCAACGUAAUUGAAAAUCCAGAAUUUGGAGCCAAUUCACAGAGGCAUCCAUACAUUACUAAUGUUAAAAUGGGCUUGAAUGCUCUAGUUGGAUUAAGUGAAACGUUAGAUCCCUAUACAUAUAUAGAGACUGUCAGUUUCAUUAAAGAUGUCUUGUCGCAGUUGAUAGGAGUAGUUCAGCAGCACUACAAAGCACGCAUCGAUAUACAAAUGGAUGUUCUGUCUAUUUUCUAUUCAAUAAUACAAAAUAUGGACCUUGGUUUGGAUUACGAUGAAAGUACGUUGAGAGCAUUACCACAAACUUACGUAGCGCCUAUAUUGAAUAUGUGGUUUGAAAACUAUCUAUCUAUCAAAUACGAGACGGGCAUGGACGAUAGCGACGAGUUUAGUGAAGGUGUUGAGACCACAACUAAGAUUUUGAGAGAGCUGGCUGCUGUGGAUGGAAGUGCCAGUGAUGUUAAUAAUGAGAAAAACUUCUCUUUAUUUGUUCUCUCUUACUUAGACCCUGUCUUCAAAAUUUCACGAACAAUCAUACAGUCGAACCUUACCUUGCAAAGUGACUCAAUUGAUCUUGCAUGCACGGUAUUGAGAAGCUUUCCGCGGUCAAUAAAUUUACGCAUUAGUUCGUCUGAAGAAAACUUCUUCAACACUACUCUACUCAAUAUUCUUAACCAAGCAAUCACUUCGCAUUGGAACGCUUCAUAUACUCUUCUUGAUGGAAUGGAAAGCUUCAUCAAGCACUCAGCUGAUAGAAAACAUGGCGCAAACGUAUUAUCGCAGAUUUUGGCAAUACCUCUCAACGCUAUACUAAUGAGAUUGACCUUUUCGCGAACCCUGAAGCAACGACUAAUUAAGUUCAUUUCAACUAUGCUCAACUACGAAGAUACGAACCUUUGGUUGAACAGAGACUUGAUACUAUCGACUAUCAUUCAGAAUCUAAGAUGUCCAGAAGGCAGCAAAGCUGCACUUCAAGCCUCACUUCAAUCGGCCCUGAUGACUGGGCUUGAUUUGGCCACUUACAGAAACAUUCUCAACGAACUGAGUACACACAUCGCAAACAUGCGGCGGGUGUAA
Molecule: messenger RNA, 2919 nt
Organism: Wallemia ichthyophaga EXF-994
Lineage: Eukaryota; Fungi; Basidiomycota; Wallemiomycetes; Wallemiales; Wallemiaceae
Exons: 4
Coding region: 1-2919 (972 amino acids)
Source: RefSeq, a predicted model, not a curated record